This is a messenger RNA of Hyalella azteca, 6788 nucleotides long. RefSeq names its product integrin alpha-PS2. The transcript is spliced from 26 exons. Gene Ontology annotation, molecular function: integrin binding. Gene Ontology annotation, cellular component: external side of plasma membrane; integrin complex. The annotation marks the transcript as partial. The record is from RefSeq and is a predicted model, not a curated record. Lineage: Eukaryota; Metazoa; Arthropoda; Malacostraca; Amphipoda; Hyalellidae. Gene Ontology annotation, biological process: cell-cell adhesion; cell-matrix adhesion; cell adhesion mediated by integrin.
GCUUGUGCCCCGCGCUACCAAUGGUUCACAGAGUCCCUGAAGAAGAGGGAGCCCGUGGGCACAUGCUACGUGGCACGUAAUGAUCUCAAAGACUUCCAGGAGUACUCACCCUGCCGAACACGCGACUGGGGAUACCACAGGCAGGGCUCCUGCCAGGCUGGCUUCGGUGCUGCGCUAUCGCCUAAUGGGAACCAUCUUUUCAUCGGUGCUCCUGGAGCUUAUUACUGGCAAGGCCAGGGCUGGGUGGCGGACCUGCAAGGCCAGAUACACUCGCAGAGUCUGGAGCGACGUGUCGAGUAUGUGCGUACAGGCGAAGGUCCAGCCAUUGAUGACGACCAAUACUUGGGAUACUCGAUGGGGGCGGGCGACUUCUCCGGCGACGGUGUUGCAGACGUGGCCAUCGGCGUGCCCAAGGGACUCAACUAUACCGGCAAGGGACUCAACUAUACUGGCAAGAUACAUGGGCGUGUUGCUUCCUUAAAGACCAAUUUUCCUCGUCAUCCCAAGAACAUCCAGCGCGAGAAACGUAAGAACAAAGGAGGAGUCCGAACGAGCCGCAACCCCACGCCGUUUUGGCUCUUGCAGCAAACGGCUUGGGCGGACUCAUUCGAACAGAAUGGUUUUGUGUUCAACGCUAACAUGAGUACAGGAUAUGAAUGCACCCCUCUGAAUUCAAUGAGUCAAAGUCCUGGAAGAAACAAACCAGCUUACGGAGGCUGGGCGAUCGCGUUGGGUGAAUUCAAUUCCCAUCAUCCAUUCGAGGAGCUUGCAGUGGCCAUUCCUAGAGGGCCCGACAAGAAUGGGAUCCUCACUGGCAAGAUUGCGAUCUACUCGCACGACCUGAUCAACCUGCAGAACAUCUCGGGAUACCAACUGGGAUCGUAUUUUGGCUACAGUCUCGCGGUGACAGACUUGAACAACGACGGCCGCGACGAUCUCAUAGUUGGGGCUCCUCUAUACACUGACUACCUCGACAGGGAAAUGAAGUACGAGGUCGGACGAGUCUACAUCAUCCUGCAAAACAGUGCCCAUCACAUGAAGAUUGUACUCAGCCUUGAAGGAGAGGUUACGAAGGCAAGAUUCGGUUUGUCUGUGGCAGCCAUCGGCGAUAUAAACAUGGACGGAUUCAACGACAUUGCAGUGGGCGCCCCAUACGGCGGUCCGGAUGGCAUGGGUGCGGUCUACAUCUACCACGGCUUCGGCCUCCGCAGCAGCGACCUGCCUAACCAAGAGAAGCAAAAACCUGCACAGGUGAUCUACAGCAGACAAGUAGGAGGCGGCAUCAGCACCUUCGGCUGGUCGCUGUCAGGAGGUCUGGACGUCGACAACAACGAGUACCCCGACCUCGUGGUGGGGGCCUACUUGGCCAACACCGCUGUCAUCCUCAAGACGCGGCCUAUCGUAAGCAUGGUGAACCACACUCUGGUCUUCAAGACAGAGUCUCGCACCCUCAACAUCGAGGACACAUCUUGCACCACACUCAGCGGUGUCGCCGUGCCCUGCGUCGACCUCCAGAUCUGCCUCUCCUACACCGGCGUCGGUGUUGGGCCUUCUCUAGAGCUCGACCUCCGUUACUCUCUCGAUGAGAAAGUUAACGAGCCGAGAAUUUACUUCAUCGAAAAUAAUAACAGAAUUUUGACCGAAAGAAUCACGAUGAACAAGAACUCUCCUCUCUGUAAGAUUCAUCAAGUUUACGCAGUGACGACUCUGACAGAUAAACUAUCGCCUCUGACCGCAAACGUGACCUACACUCUUGUGGACGCGCCGUUCGACCGCCGUCGCCGCAGCGCCCUCACGCCAAUCCUGGACCAGAAGCAGCAGCUCAGCCUGCAUGACGCCAUCACCAUCUGGAAGAAUUGUGGCAUAGAUAACGUCUGUGUGCCGGACCUCAUUGUCUUUGUCGAGGCACCUGACACGUACAUCCUGGGCAAGCCGGAGCAGCUUUCGAUCAACGUUCGUGUGACCAACAACGGCGAGGACGCCUUCGAGGCGGCCGUCUACGUGCCCGUGCCCCCAGGGCUGCUCUACAACAAGUUCAUCUCGAGGGACAACACUUCAGUGACGUGCUCUCCACGCAAGCGGGACGGACAGACCAUCAUCAUCUGCGACAUCGGCAAUCCUUUACCCAUCCGCAAAGGAGUGGUGUUCGACAUGCUGUUCCAGCAAGGCGGUAACCUGGAGCGCCCUCACUUUGAGUUCGUUGUGAUCGCCAACUCCACGAACCUCGAGGCGGAACACACGCGCGAUGACAACGUCGCCAAGACCAACGUCAUCGUCAAUGUCGACACAGAACUCUUCCUUUACGGGAACUCGGAGCCUGAGAUCCUCGAGUAUAACAUCUCGCACUACGCUGAAGGCGCGUACACCUACGAGGAAGAGUUCGGUCCUCUGGUGAUGCACAAGUACGGCCUGUCGAACAAAGGGCCUUCCGAUGUCCUGCUCGUCGAUAUCGUCAUCCUGUGGCCUUCCAAGACCCAAGAAGGCAACGACCUUCUCUACCUGCUGGAGCAGCCCUUCACGAGCGGGCCCGUGGUAUGCGACCCAGUGCCGGACCUGAACCCUCUGCAGCUGCAGCUCGCCAAUCGCGCUGAGACGUACAAGCUCCUCAAGCUACAGGCGGGCUUGGGCAGCGGCAUUGGAGGUUCAAAAUACGCUGCUUCGACCUCAAGCUCUUCAUCCACAAGCUCCUCAAGCUCAUCUUCCUCUUCAUCAGUUUCGGGAAGCACUGGUUUUUCAAGAAAGAAUGAAUUCUCAAGCAGCAGUGCCGGUGAAUCCAGUGGGGCUGGAUCUAGGAGCGAGUAUAGUUCUAGUUUCUCAUCUAGUGGUGGAUCUUUCCGAUCAAGCAGCAGCAGCUCGAGCAGUGCUAGCGCUCAUGGAGCUUCUCUAGCUGGCGGAUCACGGUACGAAGGUUCGGGUAGCGGAUCCAUAGAGACCUCAAGGCAGGGUACAACUUAUCCGGCUUCGGGAACACUACAUACCCGAACUGUCAUAGGGGCUGGAGAAAAUAUCCAUGCUGGAUCUAGUGAUGGCUACUCUCGUUCCAGUACUGGAUCCUCUAGACAAGUAUACUCACAAUCCAGCCAGAGUGGAGAAUACUCACAAGGAGGCCGUGUCCACGGUGGGGUCCACACCCAGUCUAGUGGUGCAGUGUCUGGCCACGUAUACCCUACGCAACAAGUUGACGGACAAUAUCAAAGCUCCUGGGAAUAUUCUCAGCCUGACUCAGAAUCAAGGAAAGAACUUCAUGAGUCGAGUACUAGGUACCAAUCUGGCAGUGGCUACCAAAGAGGGAGUGGCGGUCAUCGAAGUGGGUCUUCUCAAGUUAGUGGUUACCAAACUGGUGGUGUUUACCAAAGCGGUAGUGGUCAACCAUUGGACCAUGCCUCUCAAGUUGAUGGUUACCAAGCAGGCAGUGGCUAUCAAACUAGGGGAGGCUACCAAAGCAGUAGUGGCUACCAAACAAGUGGCACAUAUCACAGUGGAUUAGGAGGAGACGCUGACCAAGGCAUCAGGAGGUCUGGCUCAUCAUCUCACCAUUACUCUUCAGGAGGCCCCGGCAGAACAAACAUCUCCCGUAGCACCACAACUUACUCGUCCAGGUCCUCGUCAAGCUACAAGACAGACUCAGCUCCUCAGAAUCAAAUUAUAGAACAUCGCUUUAAACGCGACACCGAAGACCCGGAGCUUGAUUGGGAGACAGAGACGACCAACUGUGGCGCCACGGCCUGCACGUUCAUCAAGUGCACCGCAGGACCGCUGGCUGAAGGCGACGAUCUGUACGUCAUCUUGCGAUCUCGCGUAGACUUGCACACGCUUAAAAAGGAUCCAAUGUUCGUGUACAAAGACGUUCAGAUCAGCAGCCGCAUGGUGGCAAGAGUGCGCAGGCUACCGCAGAAUGUCAGCCCCGACUUCCUCAAGGUACGAAGCUUGUCUGUCUCUACGCCUGUGUCGCCGUCGGUGUCUCUUGACGAACCUCCGCCCAUCCCGUGGUGGAUCAUCGUUUACCUCACAAAUUCUUGUCUCUCCGUGGCAGUUGGGAUUCUUCAAGCGACGUCGACCUCAAAAUUAUCAGUAGGCGCUUCAGCUGCUGAUUUCUCUUCUUCAUUCUGUGGUUACUUCAAAAGAAAUCGUCCGGAAAAAGAAUCCGCGGACGAAGCUAGUCGACCGUUACACUCCAACGGUCAGUCCAACGGCCAUCCGUCGAACGUUAACGGUCGAGGAUAUUCAGCCAACGGCCGGAACGGUCAAAGUUCAAUGCAUAAACGUUUACACCCUGGCGACGAAGCUCUUUGAUAUUUAAGACCAUAAGAAACUGCUGAUUUUGUCGAGUUUUUUAUAUUGGCAUGAGCCUGUUACUUAAAGAAUCUAUCUACCGCAUUUGCAAUUUCUGGAAAAUUGAAAUUGAUUUAAAGGGAAAAAUGUUCUUUUUAUUAUAAAAUAUAAUGGGUAUUUUUGUAGAUGGAACUUCAUAUAUCACAUCCUUGAACCAAUCUGCAUAAUAAAGUUGACGCCCAACGAACAAAGAAGCUUCUACUGUAAAAUAAAAUUUAUUCGUGUUGUGAGCCAUUGUUGUUAUAGUCUUGUGUGAAUAAAUGUCCAAUGUGAUCAUGUCAUGUACUAAUCUGACUUGCUUAAUUAAGAGGCUAAUGUGUAUUGUGUGUAUGUGCCAUGAGUACUCUGCGUACUGUGUGGGUCUCUGUAUUUGUCGGACCUUAUCUGUGUUAUAAUCCAUCGGUGUGACUUUUACAACGUGCCUUCUAUUAGCUUCAUUGUACAGAUGCAAAGAUAUAUAAUAUGUAACACUUUCAAUGUACGCUGUUUUUAUCUUUUAUUGCUCUACGAUUCUUACAAUACCGCCAAAAUUGCACAAACUUUUCUAUGUGGAUUCCCUAUUGGAUUGAAUGUUUACUGUUCAUUUUUACGUAAUUUGAAAAAUAAAGAUCACUGGAAAGUACUGUUUAAAUUUUUGUGGCGGCAGAACAACUUAAUUCGACUUCUACAACGCUCGUGUAAUAUUUUUAGCGUGAGAAAAAUUUGCGCUUUCUUCAUUUCAGUGCUGUUACAUGUGUCUUAUUUGAUGCCUUUUCGAAUCUAGGUAGAAUUUGUGUAUUAAUGGUGCUUUAUUCCUAGGAUAUAUUGAGAAAAUAAUUGAUUGUUAUUUUUUUUGUAAGUAACCAAAGCGUUUUCCAUGGAAAAUCGACAUCGCUGAUUUAUUCUGUGGACAUCGUUUUGUAAAUAUUUAGCUUUAAAUAUAUUCUGCUUUGCCAAGUCUGAUUGCCAUGGCCUCUGACUGAAAUUGACGCUCCCCAAAUUAUUCUAUUAACGCUUUAAUUAAAGUAAUCUCGCUCAAAGUAACCCUCGUUUGUAUUGAGUUUUGAUCUUUUUGCUCAUAACUCUCGAUGAAACAUUUUAGUACUUUUAUCCUUCCUCAAGCACUGAUAUGUAGUAGAUAAGAGAUAUGUUCUUUGUACUAUCAUCUCUUGCUACAGCAUCAGUGAGGCGUUCAAGUCUUGCAGCAUCAGUGCGACGUGUAGACUGUGCACGAUGUUUUCAAACGAAUGCCAUUAAGUAGUUAUCGCUUCGAAACUUCAUUUCAAAUAAAGUAUUCUCCGGUGGACCUAAAACUUUCGUAAUCAUUCAAUCUGAAGAAAGUUCUUUCCGAUACAUUUUGUCUGAAUAGAUCUGACAAUCUUUUUUUAAUUGGCAUUGAUCUGGUCAUUGGCACCUACAUCAACGAGCAAUCGCUAACGAAAACAAAUUAAUAGUUCAUCAAGUGCCGAAGAACUAUUCUGACCUCUAACAUUUAAUUAUAUUGAUAAAAGUGGUGACAUUUAGCCAAGUGCAUGUAAGGUUUCAUUUAUACUCCCGACACUACUAUCUUAUCAUGGAGGGGGACAAGGGUUUACCAGCAGUCGUUGAGUGUUGGCUGUACCUUCAUUCAUAUAUUUCUUCUCAACAGAAAAGAACACAGACAAAACACGUUUUCAACAAUUCACUUGGUAUCGCGCUUCUUACCGAAGCACUUCAUAUUUUAAUUGAUCUAAUCUGCCAUUCAUGUUAGAACAACACACAGUCACGUACACAUCGAUAACCUUGAUGUUCAUCCUGAUGUGAAUUCCGUUUUAGAUGAACUUAUGUUUUUAAUUUUAUCAUGUCAUCAUUUUGUUUUUUUUUUAAGUUGUCGUACUUACUACAUAUGGAAUGAGAGCUGUCCACACUUUGAAAUUUUUUCACGGCAUCAGUAAAACUUUAAUUUUAUUAUUUUGGCAAGUGUUACUAAUGCUAUCUGAAACUUUAAAAACGCAAAAUGAUUGAUUUGUUGGUAGCAGCCCAUAUUUUUCGAACUUAUUGUCGGCCAAAAAUGAUAGAUGUAUUUCGGGACUACCCUAUAAUUAAUUUUGAAUUAACGAACAUGAAAAAUUCUCUGAUCUAGCGUUUCGGAUUUCUCUCUUGUGCUGAAAUUUAUCGUAAAGCGUCGGCUGUUCUUGAAAAAUUCCGACAUGAAUUCAUAAUAAAUUCAUACGCAAUUAAUUAUUCUCUCCGUAAAAUUUGUUAAAAUUCUUAUUGUUUGUAUGAGGUUAUGAAUCUCAAAACAUUUCGUUCCUUUUAUGAUUUACUGGAUUGAUUUGUCGAAGAGCAUUACUUAUUUUAUAAAUAUUUUCUCGCGAGUAUCAUAAAUAAAUUUUGCUGUCUGUUUUGGCUAGGACUUAUCUGUACAUAUGUGAAUAAUCUGUACAAGAAAUAACUUAUUCAAACUAAUCUUAAUAAAACGCUCACAUACAUCGUGA